This is a messenger RNA of Myiozetetes cayanensis, 912 nucleotides long. RefSeq names its product caseinolytic mitochondrial matrix peptidase proteolytic subunit (gene CLPP). Gene Ontology annotation, molecular function: ATP-dependent peptidase activity; ATPase binding; serine-type endopeptidase activity. Gene Ontology annotation, biological process: protein quality control for misfolded or incompletely synthesized proteins. NCBI's taxonomy places the organism in Eukaryota, Metazoa, Chordata, Aves, Passeriformes, Tyrannidae. The record is from RefSeq and is a predicted model, not a curated record. Gene Ontology annotation, cellular component: endopeptidase Clp complex.
AUGGAGUUCGCGAAGGAUCGUCACGUGACGGGGUGGGCGGGGACUUUCGGGGAGGCGUGGUUUGCAAGGGAAAUGGGCGUGGCCUGGAGGGACGCGCAGUCACGUGUUUGCAGGUCACGUGUCCCCCAGCGCUUCCGGGGCGCGAUGGGGCCGCUGGCGCCUGGCCCCCAGCGCUGCCUGGGCCGGGCCUGGGCCGGUGCCCGGCGCUCCCUGCACGGAUCGGGCCCUGCCCGCGCCCCCGCCCUCAUCCCCAUCGUGGUGGAGCAGACGGGCCGGGGCGAGCGCGCCUACGACAUUUACUCGCGGCUGCUGCGCGAGCGAAUCGUCUGCGUCAUGGGCCCGAUCGACGACAGCCUGGCCAGCCUGGUGAUCGCCCAGCUGCUGUUCCUGCAGUCCGAGAGCAACAAGAAACCCAUCCACAUGUACAUCAACACCCCAGGGGGCUCGGUGACGUCGGGGCUGGCCAUCUACGACACGAUGCAGUACGUGCUGACCCCGGUGUGCACGUGGUGCGUGGGGCAGGCGGCCAGCAUGGGGUCCCUGCUCCUGGCGGCCGGCGCGCCCGGGCUGCGCCACGCGCUGCCCAACGCCCGCAUCAUGGUGCACCAGCCCUCGGGGGGGGCCAGGGGCCAGGCCACCGACAUCGCCAUCCAGGCCGAGGAGAUUCUGCAGCUCAAGAGACAAAUCAACGGGCUCUACGCCAAGCACACGGGGCAGCCCCUGCACGUCAUCGAGGCGGCCAUGGAGCGGGACCGGUACCUGAGCCCGGUGGAGGCGCAGGAAUUUGGGCUCCUGGACCAGGUGCUGGUGCACCCCCGCCGGGAGGACGAGCCCUGCCUCGUGCAGAAGGAGCCCUCACGACCCCAGGGCCCUCGGCCCCUGAGAGCUCCCCGGGACCCCCCAACGAAAUAA